UCCUAUUUUCUACUUGGCUCCGCCUUUCCUCCAAUGUUGAUACCAAAACAAGAAAGCUAUUCUACAUUGAUGUAGCUCCUAUUUUCUACUUGGCUCCGCCUUUCCUCCAAUGUUGAUACCAAAACAAGAAAGCUCCUAUUUUCUACUUGGCUCCGCCUUUCCUCCAAUGUUGAUACCAAAACAAGAAAGCUCCUAUUUUCUACUUGGCUCCGCCUUUCCUCCAAUGUUGAUACCAAAACAAGAAAGCUCCUAUUUUCUACUUGGCUCCGCCUUUCCUCCAAUGUUGAUACCAAAACAAGAAAGCUCCUAUUUUCUACUUGGCUCCGCCUUUCCUCCAAUGUUGAUACCAAAACAAGAAAGCUCCUAUUUUCUACUUGGCUCCGCCUUUCCUCCAAUGUUGAUACCAAAACAAGAAAGCUCCUAUUUUCUACUUGGCUCCGCCUUUCCUCCAAUGUUGAUACCAAAACAAGAAAGCUCCUAUUUUCUACUUGGCUCCGCCUUUCCUCCAAUGUUGAUACCAAAACAAGAAAGCUCCUAUUUUCUACUUGGCUCCGCCUUUCCUCCAAUGUUGAUACCAAAACAAGAAAGCUCCUAUUUUCUACUUGGCUCCGCCUUUCCUCCAAUGUUGAUACCAAAACAAGAAAGCUCCUAUUUUCUACUUGGCUCCGCCUUUCCUCCAAUGUUGAUACCAAAACAAGAAAGCUCCUAUUUUCUACUUGGCUCCGCCUUUCCUCCAAUGUUGAUACCAAAACAAGAAAGCUCCUAUUUUCUACUUGGCUCCGCCUUUCCUCCAAUGUUUGAUACCAAAACAAGAAAGCUCCUAUUUUCUACUUGGCUCCGCCUUUCCUCCAAUGUUGAUACCAAAAACAAGAAAGCUCCUAUUUUCUACUUGGCUCCGCCUUUCCUCCAAUGUUGAUACCAAAACAAGAAAA
Molecule: messenger RNA, 932 nt
Organism: Cucumis sativus (cucumber)
Lineage: Eukaryota; Viridiplantae; Streptophyta; Magnoliopsida; Cucurbitales; Cucurbitaceae
Exons: 16
Coding region: 110-916 (268 amino acids)
Source: RefSeq, a predicted model, not a curated record